AUGGCCACGCCCGCCACCCGCCCCUCGUCCGGGCUCCUGGAUCUCAUCACCGUCUUUGACAACCUCCCCCUCGACUUUGAGCAAAACUGCCACCCCUACUACCGCCUCCUCCUGUCCCCAGACACCCGCACCCACGGCUACAUCCACCCCGACACCCUCGCCCGCAUGCCAUGGCCCUCCUCCUUCACCAUCCACCACCACCCCCAGCGCGAAGUCGUCCUCUCCCCUCCUCCAUCCGGCACAUCCCUCUCCGCCCACGCCAACGCCGCCUUCCAACAAGCCGUUGACGCCGCCAUCGCGUCCAACGCCUUCCCCCAGCUCAACGGCAUGCACAGCGAGCCCUUCCUCCUCGUCGGCGCCCGCGCCUUCGUCCAGGUCGAGCGCUUCGCCGCCUCCCUCUUCGGCAUCGGCACCCGCGGCGCCCACCUGACGGCCUACUCCUACUCCCGCGACGGCGAGCUGCGCAUCUGGGUCGCCCGCAGGAGCAAGCACCUGUACACGUACCCGGGCAUGCUGGACAGCACCGUCGCCGGCGGCGUCAAGGCGACCGACUCCCCGCUGGCCUGCAUCCUCGCCGAGUCCAUGGAGGAGGCCUCCCUGCCGGCGUCCCUCGUCGGGCCCCUCGUCCGCCCCACGGGCGUCAUCACCAUGGCGAACCGCAACCCGCGCUCCGAGCUCGUCCACUCGGAGAUCCUCUACACGUACGACCUGGAGCUGUCGGGCGAGGGCCAGCAGGUGCCGCGGCUGGGCGACGACGGCGAGGUGGACGAGUUUGUGCCGAUGAGCUGCGACGAGGUGGUGCGCAGGAUGCGGGCGGGCGAGUUCAAGACGAAUGUGUGCGCCGUCAUGAUUGACUUCUUGAUAAGGCAUGGCAGGAUUACGCCGGAGACGGAGCCGGAUUAUGUCGAGAUUUGUACGCGGCUGAGGAGGACGCUGCCGGUGCCUACGAGGUCGGAUGUCUGA
Messenger RNA from Trichoderma citrinoviride, 963 nucleotides. RefSeq names its product thiamine pyrophosphokinase-related protein. The coding region runs from base 1 to 963 and encodes 320 amino acids. The transcript is spliced from 2 exons. Lineage: Eukaryota; Fungi; Ascomycota; Sordariomycetes; Hypocreales; Hypocreaceae. Gene Ontology annotation, molecular function: 8-oxo-dGDP phosphatase activity. The record is from RefSeq and is a predicted model, not a curated record.